CCUUUCCGGUCGGGAGAUAUUCCGGCAGGGUGCUUGAGAAAGCGACAUUGCCUCCCACUGCCAUGUGCGGCUUUCUCGCUUCUAAUUGCUACGCGAGUAGCUGCUUCGUGGGAGUUUCCUUUGAUGUCUGAGAAUUUCUUCUGAAAGAUAUUAGGAAUUGCUUCAUUGCUUAGCUAUGUGAUGGCUUUGAGAGAGCAACCGCAGAAGGACUGGUACAGCAUUCUUGGUGCAGGACCAUCAGAUAGUCUAACAGACUUGAAAAGAAAAUAUCAAAGACUGGUAUUAUUGUAUCAUCCAGACAAACAGAGCACAGAUGUGCCAGCAGGAGAAGUGGAGGCGCGCAUGCAGAGGUUCAUCGAAAUUGAUCGAGCGUGGAAAAUUCUAGGGAAUGAAGAGACAAAAAAAGAGUAUGACCUGCAGCGGAGAGAAUAUGAGUUAACUCAAGGAUGGCCAGUAGAUGCUCAGGUUUCACUUGGAGAUAUGGCCUGGAAUCACAAUGACCGGAGCUACUCUCUCACAUGUCGCUGUGGUGGAAAAUACAUUGUCACUGAAAAUGAAGCUGAAGAUAAUUCCCUAGUAUGCUGUGACACUUGUUCAUUAUCUGUAGAGAUUAUUCAAUGACAUAACCAUCUAUUUCAUUCAAGUAUGCAGGAAAUGCAAAAAAUAGGCUCCCUGCUUGAAAUGUGGUAAGAACACGUCACCUGUGUGAUAAUGCUGGACAGAAGAAUGUAGUAGAAAUGUUUCAUCUAGUGAGGUCCAAGUGCUUCCUGUAUUAGUACAAGCAACAAAUGGAAUUGUUUCAUUGCCUGGAGGUAUUCAACUGACAAAAGGAGUUUUUGUGAUUAAUCCACAGAUGUUACCUUUUUUUUGUUAAAGUGAAAUAUGAUAAUGGAACCUACUAUGUUAAGUAACUAAUUUACAGAAUACUAAAGAAGUCUGUAUAUUUGAUUCGUUAAAUUUCACUUGAACACUAAGAAUGUGAAAGUUCUUUCUGCAUGUUUCAGAUCAUCAAGAUUCAAAUAUUAUACCUAACUCUUAAUUAGCUCUGAGACAUAUAGGGAACAAACAUUAGGAAACAUAAGAAAUAUAUACUGGCUAACUUUCAUUAUAGCAGUUACUAUUUAUGGUUUACAAGACUGAGUUUCUUUAAAACCAACAAGUUUUAUUUAGCAUAAACUAUCAUGGGGAAAUGUUUAUACCCAAAUAAACCUAGUUCAUCCUUAAGGUGCCAGAAGACUCUUCUUUGGUAUUACUGGAACAGUUUAAUAGUUUACUCCUGAAAAAAUGUAUGUAAAAUAUUAGUAUUAAAAGGCAUAGAGCUGAGUAUACACUGUAUUGCACUUCACUCAGAAAUCAAUAAGGGAAAUUAUUUAUGACGUAACUUCCAUCUUAAUCCGAGGAAGCUGUUUCAGCUCUAGAUCAGUGCCUGGUGUCAGCAAUGGACUGGAUGAGGGUGAAUAAACUGAAACUUAAUCCAGAAAAGACAGAAGAGCUCCUGGUCAGCUGAAAAGCAGAUUGUAGCGUUCACCCCUUAUUAUGCAAAAUAAGGCAUGCAUAAUUCAUGUUCUAUGCUGAUGUGGUUGAGAGGUGGGGCCACUAAAGAGGUUAAAAGGCAGAACCUGAGAGGAGAAGAGAACAGUCAGAAUUAGAGAGAAAGAGAGAGAUAAUUGAUAGAUCUGAGGUGUGGUUGGUCUGAGGAGUGUAUAGUAACCUGUGAUUUAAUAUAGAGGAUUGAGAUAGAUGAUUGAUGAACCUGAAGAAAAUACUUAUGAAUUAUUAAUGAAACAUAUGUGAUCAAUAAACCUGUUUUAAG
This is a messenger RNA of Pogona vitticeps (central bearded dragon), 1813 nucleotides long. NCBI's taxonomy places the organism in Eukaryota, Metazoa, Chordata, Lepidosauria, Squamata, Agamidae. The record is from RefSeq and is a predicted model, not a curated record.